Myodes glareolus (Bank vole) is the source of this 1793-nucleotide messenger RNA. The record is from RefSeq and is a predicted model, not a curated record. Lineage: Eukaryota; Metazoa; Chordata; Mammalia; Rodentia; Cricetidae.
AAGGCAGGAAAUGGAAACUGAAAGUCAACGGAGAACCAGAAAACGAAACUGUUCUCUCUCUCUUUCUUUGCCAGAAUUGAGCAAGACAGCAAGCUGCUGACUAUGCCUAGACCUCAGCGAUCACCUCAAAUGUCAUUCUCGGAUCCCAGUACCUGGGAGCAGAUGUUUCAAGAGCUGAUUCAGGAGGAGAAACCCAGGGCCAAGUGGACCUUGCAGCUGGAUAAGAACAUUUUGCCGGAUGACUUGACCACGGGAUGGAGGCAGUACCAGCAGGAAGGAGAUGGCUGGAUAAUUGAAGCCAUAGUUGCCACCUCACCUUGCUGGCCUCCCCAGUGCUUCAUCAUCUUGAUCGCCAUCCUAGAAGCACACGUUCCUGGCUCUUCAAAUGAUGCUUGGCUAAACAUGUUGAGUAAAGAGCCAAGUUUCCCGAGUUCCACACAAAUCCAGCACACACUAACCCACAAGCCUGACUUGUGUGUAGACAAGGCAUGCUCUUACUGUUCACAGUGUCACUGGCUUGUCCGUGUUCCUGCAUCUUCAGCACCUUACGAGGACUCGCCACUGCCGGCAUCCCCAUUUCCUUUGCUGGGUCUUUGGCCGUGAAAGCCCAUUAUGAAAGAAGUUGGAAAUGAAGACUUUAUGCAUCUUACUAGCUCCCAAAUAGCCCUUAAUUGUGACUCAUAGGAGUUGGGGCCUGAGUGGCCCUGCUCCCUCAUCUACCACGUGGCACGAUUCUGAAGUCUGUGUCUACCCCCUAGAGUAAUAAUGUUAAUCUCUAGUCACCCACAGUAAUUGCAAAUUCAAUAACCUAUGUAGACUGACUUCCAAUCUUUCUUCCUCUCCCAUCUGCUGGUGUUUCUCUUCCUCCAAGAGUAACUACUUUGUUAUGCUUUUCUCAUCUUGAAACCAGGGGCAGGCCACCACGGUGGGAAGGCCUUCUCACUGAAGAGAAUGUGGUUAAAGAACAGGUCCAGGACACAGAGCUGGGCUCUGACUCGAUGCUGUCCCAGCUCUGUCUGAGUUUAGGCAGGCCAUUUCUCUCUGGGUUUUGUUUUCUCACAAUCUAACACAAAGGAUUUGGCCCAGACUGACAUUUUUCAAAUAUAUUCAAUUACUGGGAUGCUAACAGCUAUCACAUAGUAAAGAAGACAGACAGCUGCUGGUCUGUACACGGGACAGUCUGGGCCUCUCUGGCGAUCUAAAGGACAGGUAGGAGUGCCCGGCUCGGCGCCUGACUCCGCAGGGCAGUGGUCCAGCUUUGGCUGAAGUUUUUCCUCCAUAUUUCCUCGUCUGGAAAAACACACUAAAGUCUCGGAUUCAAAUGCUUGCCCAGCGACAGGAUUUCUCACGGGAUUUGGUGUCUGUUGGGAAUAGUGGGUGCUCCCUUUGCCUGUGCACCUGCAACCCUUUACACAGUCUUUCCCUAGUGAGAUCUCAGCAAGUACCUCCCAGCCUGCUGUGUUCUGCUGCUCUCAAACACACACACCAGAAGCAGCAGCAGCUUUGAGAGAUCAAGAGUCUACCUCAAGGGAGCAGGAACCCUGAAAGGUGUUUCUACCGGUCUCCAGUUGUUGUUGACAACUGUUGCGACCACAUUUUUGCCAGGAGUUGACGGUCAGAAGCAUGGGACAGUAAGAAACAAAGGGAGGGGGUGGGGAGAGAGAGAAAGAAAGCACACAUGCAAGCAAGCAAGCAAGCAAGCAAACUGGCAGAAAUGAUUUUAGAAGGUGCCCGUUGUUUCAAUUAUUUAAACUUGCUCGGAUUUGUCUAUAUAAAGAGGAGGCGUAAUUUUC